This is a messenger RNA of Penicillium odoratum, 702 nucleotides long. RefSeq names its product thioredoxin domain-containing protein. Bases 1 to 702 code for a protein of 233 amino acids. Gene Ontology annotation, cellular component: cytoplasm. The transcript has a single exon. NCBI's taxonomy places the organism in Eukaryota, Fungi, Ascomycota, Eurotiomycetes, Eurotiales, Aspergillaceae. The record is from RefSeq and is a predicted model, not a curated record.
AUGCCUGUCGAUCACCACGAUUCAGACGACGAGGCCCUAUUCGCAUCCCUCGAGAACGAAGACGAAAAAGAUGCAACCUACCGCACCCAACGAAUUCAACAACUAAACGCCGAACUCGCCGCACAAAAAGACAACCGAUCCGCCAAUUCGAACGGUGCCACAUACACACAAGACGGAAGAUACCCCACCCUCAGCAACGAUCAAGGCGUACUAGACUUUACGACCUCGACUACACGAUGUAUUGUUCAUUUCGCACAUGAUGAAUUUACGCGGUGCGCGAUAAUGGACGCACGGCUGGAAGAGCUAGCGGGGAGACAUUACGAGGUGAAAUUUGCACGGGUGGAUGUACGGAACACGCCUUUCCUGGCAGAGAAGUUGAACAUCCGUGUCUUGCCUUGUGUGAUUGGGUUUAAGGAUGGUGUCGGUGUUGAGAGGGUGGUUGGGUUUGAGGGAUUAGGUCCAAGAGGGACAGAUGGGACAGAGGCAGGGUUUAGUGUGACUGUAUUGGAGAAACGAUUACUGUACAAGGGGGUUCUGAUGCAAGCCAAGUUUUCAGCAGAUGAUGAGGAUGAGGAUGAGCACCAGAGUGAGGAUGAUGGAUAUGAUGUUAGGAAAGGAAGUCGUCUUCGGAAGAAGGCAAUCCAAAGUGGGAAGGUUGGACAACGAGGACGAUAUGAUGAUGAUGACGAUGAAUGGGAUUGA